Molecule: messenger RNA, 1890 nt
Organism: Eucalyptus grandis
Lineage: Eukaryota; Viridiplantae; Streptophyta; Magnoliopsida; Myrtales; Myrtaceae
Product: equilibrative nucleotide transporter 3
Biological process (GO): nucleoside transmembrane transport
Cellular component (GO): plasma membrane
Molecular function (GO): nucleoside transmembrane transporter activity
Source: RefSeq, a predicted model, not a curated record
AGGAGAUAGCUUGCAAAUGGGGAAGUGAAUCCCGAGUCCCAUUCGAUUAAUUAUUUGUUACGGUCAAAGCCACGCCGCACUCCAUGUUUGAAAUGUGAGAUUCUUCAGGGAACCGCCGACCCAUCCGCAGCGCAAGCCCGUGGGAUAAACCGAAACCCGCCAUUCCGGAUUCUGGGUAUCUCUUGGUUCCACACCUUUCUCGCAAUUUAAACCCGUAUCCGACCAGGCGAUCCGCGAAGCCGUCUUUUUUUUUUUUCCCUUGAAGAAGGGGAGCGAGAACGAGGGUCCCAGAUUCCUUUGCAAAGUCCCAGGAAUCUCUUCUCAUCCACUUCCGGAUACCCACCACCCCCUGAAGCAUCUGUCUGGGAGGAAGUGAGAAAUGGGGACUGAUGAAGCUAGAUCUCCAACAAACAAGGGGAAGUAUGUGGCGCUGGUCGUGUGUUGGCUCCUUGGGAAUGGCUGCCUGGUUUCAUGGAAUAGUAUGGUAACAAUAGAAGAUUAUUAUGUCUACUUGUUUCCGAAGUACCACCCCUCAAGAGUUCUAACUCUUGUCUACCAACCUUUUGCACUUGGAACACUUGCGAUAUUAGCAUACAAUGAGGCAAAGAUCAACACUAGACGGCGAAAUCUAUUUGGAUAUCUUCUUUUCUUCAUUAGCACUCUUUUGGUUCUAAUUUUGGAUUUAGCUACAUCUGGGAAAGGAGGGAUAGGAACUUUUAUUGGAAUAUGCGCCAUUAGUGGUGCUUUUGGAGUUGCAGAUGCUCAUGUGCAAGGUGGCAUGGUGGGAGAUCUUUCUUUCAUGCGACCUGAAUUUAUUCAGUCUUUCCUUGUUGGUUUGGCUACAUCCGGUGCCUUAACUUCAGCUUUGAGGUUAAUUACAAAAGCGGCGUUUGAGAAUUCUAAGGAUGGUCUGCGCAAAGGAGCUAUCAUGUUCUUUGCGAUAUCUUCAUUUUUUGAGCUUCUCUGUGUUCUGCUCUAUGCAUUCAUCUUUCCAAAACUACCAAUUGUCAAAUACUACCGCUCAAAGGCAGUCGAGGGAUCUAAAACUGUGUCAGCAGACCUUGCUGCUGGCGGCGUUCAAACAUUACCACACCAAGAAGCUGAGGAGGAUCCAAAGCAGCUGGAACGUUUGAGCAACAAAGAGUUGCUAAUCCGGAACAUUGAUUAUGCACUUGAUAUGUUUUUGAUCUAUGUAUUGACAUUGUCUAUUUUCCCGGGAUUCUUAUCUGAGGAUACUGGAUCCCACGGUCUGGGGGCAUGGUAUGCACUUGUACUGAUUGCAAUGUACAACGUGUGGGAUCUCAUAGGGAGAUUCAUUCCAUUAAUAAAGUUUCUCAAGAUGGAGUCAAGAAAAGGGCUCAUGAUGGUGAUCCUCUCUCGUUUCCUUUUGAUUCCUGCAUUUUACUUCACAGCCAAAUACGGGGACCAAGGCUGGAUGAUAAUGCUCACAUCAUUCUUGGGGUUAUCGAACGGUUACCUAACUGUUUGUGUCCUCACUGCUGCACCAAAAGGCUAUAAGGGUCCGGAACAAAAUGCUUUGGGAAACCUGCUCGUGUUGUUUCUUUUAGGGGGCAUAUUUGCAGGAGUGACGCUUGAUUGGUUGUGGCUCAUAGGCAAAGGCUGGUGAAAUUGAUCUUGGUGAACUGCUUGCCGGAGUUAUAUUCUGCAAUAUGGCAAGUAUUCAUCUGACAAAGUACAAUGUGGUUAGCCAUCAGAUCAGUUCUUGAGCAUUCAUUCGAACAUGGCUGCUUGAUUAUAUGUCUCGUAAUUUAUUUUGUACAGUCUAUUUGUGUAAGCAAUGAACGACAGUUCAUACAUCGUUUUAGUACCAAAAACUGUUGUCUUUACGAAUUGUGCAGUUCUCUUUGAGCAAAACAGCGUCCUCCAGAA